GACUUGAACCCUGAUACAGUUUGGAUGAUUCAUACUCCAAGCAGUGAUUGAUUUGUUAUUGAUAUUAUUAGAGGAAGGGCUGAUGGCAUUUCUCUUUUUAUAAUUUCUUGUUUAGAUACAUCUUUUUAUAUGUAUAGUGCAGUGUUCGUUAUCAUCUUUUAACAUCGUUAAUGGAUCAAAGCGCAUUAUCGAGCAAACACCGGCAAACUGUAGAAAAGUUUGACAUAAAGAUAAUUCCGUGCGUGUAAUUUUAGCAGUAAAUAACUGAUUGCGUUCAUCAAAUCGUUGUCAUUAUUGUUUUUGUCGUGCAACAAUUCUAACAAUAAUGGCUACUCACGAAGAGGACAAAAGCGAAGGUUCUACCGAGAUGGAGGUGGAUAAUGAAGGAGAAGAAACUGAGGAAGCUGAUAAGAUAUUAAUUAUAGAUCCUGAUAGCGAAGAAUUAGAUUUUAAUCAUUCAAAACUAACAAAAUUGGAAAAUUUGGAGCCAUUGACACAAAUACGUAGAUUAUGUUUUACAUGGAAUUUGAUUAAAAAGAUAGAAAAUCUGGAUACACUCACUACUUUGGUAGAAUUAGAAUUAAGAGAUAAUCAAAUUAUGACUAUAGAAAAUCUGGAUGUUUUGGUGAAUUUAGAACUUUUGGAUUUGUCAUUUAAUCGUAUCAAGAAGAUAGAAGGGCUGGAUAAUUUAUUGAAUCUACAAAAAUUAUUCUUAUCAUCAAAUAAAAUUUCACAUAUUGAGAAUAUCUUACAUCUGGUAAAUCUUACAACACUUGAAUUGGGUGAUAACAAGAUACGUGAAAUUGAGAAUCUAGAGGGUCUUCAGAAACUGAUCAAUUUGUAUCUUGGUAAAAACAAAAUCACUAAAAUUCAAAAUUUAGAGAGCCUGCAGGAUCUUACAUUGUUAAGUCUACAAAGUAAUCGCAUUGUAAAAAUCGAAAAUAUUGAAGAAUUAAGGAAGCUAGAUCAAUUGUAUUUAUCUGAGAAUGGUAUAACGUGUAUAGAGGGCAUAGAAAAUUGUUCGGGAUUAACGACGUUAGAUCUUGCUAAUAACAAAAUUAAGAAAAUCCAAAAUAUAGAUCAUCUUGAAAGUCUUGAGGAAUUUUGGAUGAACAAUAACGAGAUCGAAGACUGGAACACAUUGGAGAAUUUAACAGCUAACAAGAAUUUGCGAACUAUAUAUUUGGAGCAUAAUCCUGUCGCAAAGGAACCAAAUUACAGGAGAAAAAUCAUGUUACUACUGCCGUGGCUCGAGCAGCUGGAUGCGACUCUUUGUAAGAGGAAAAUAUGUUAACAAUGGAAAGAACAACAAUGAAGCGUGUAGCACUAGCGACUCCAAAAUAGCAUUAAUUAUUUAUGAAAAAUCAGUCCAUGUGUCUUUGUC
Messenger RNA from Harpegnathos saltator (Jerdon's jumping ant), 1384 nucleotides. RefSeq names its product protein phosphatase 1 regulatory subunit 7. Gene Ontology annotation, molecular function: protein binding. The record is from RefSeq and is a predicted model, not a curated record. Bases 326 to 1294 code for a protein of 322 amino acids. Lineage: Eukaryota; Metazoa; Arthropoda; Insecta; Hymenoptera; Formicidae. The transcript is spliced from 5 exons.